Messenger RNA from Porites lobata, 477 nucleotides. The record is from the annotation of a GenBank genome assembly. NCBI's taxonomy places the organism in Eukaryota, Metazoa, Cnidaria, Anthozoa, Scleractinia, Poritidae.
AUGGUGAUUAUGCCCACAGGUGGAGGCAAGUCACUUGUUUUUCAGUUGCCAGCAGUCUGUAACCACAAACCAGCCGUUGUUGUAUCCCCAUUAAUUGCACUAAUUAAUGAUCAAAUAACUGACCUAAGGUCUAGGGGAGUUGAAGCUGUAUCCUUUACAGGAGAGAAGGGCAGUACACGAAGGCAGCAAAUUCUUUACAAACUGCGGUCUGGGGAUCCAGAUUUAAAACUUAUUUACACCACCCCUGAAACACUGAAUCGGGAUGUUGUGUUUAAAGAAAUCGUGAAGACAAUGGAUGAAAAAGAUUUGAUUUCUUAUCUGAUUUAUGAUGAGGCACAUUGCAUCAGCCAGUGGGGCAAUGGUUUCAGGCCUGACUAUUUAGCUGUUGCAGAAAUGAGUAAGAUUCUUGUACCAAAAGCACCCACUAUUUUAUUGUCUGCAACCGCAACGCAAGAUGCUAUUGCUGACAUCAAAUAA